Molecule: messenger RNA, 1523 nt
Organism: Symbiodinium necroappetens
Lineage: Eukaryota; Dinophyceae; Suessiales; Symbiodiniaceae
Source: the annotation of a GenBank genome assembly
GUCAGAAGCUCAAUGGGCUGACAUGCUCCGAUCACCAGCAUGAGAACUGCAUCUUCGAUGAGUUGUCGAUUUGGGAGCUUUACUUAGGUAUGCACGUUCGACUGCAUUUCACCUGGCUUACCUUGAUGAUCCUGUGGCGAUUUGGCAGGUUCAUGUCCCUGGCUGAUGGCGUUGAUUGUCCGGAGAACAUGCUGGGCUGUGUUACGUUUUUCUACACCUUCGAGGCAUUCUGGCGCAUCUGGCACGCCUCCAUGAACCGCUUUAUGCUCCGAUAUCUUUAUGUUCCUGUUGGUGGGAAGAAGCGCAGUUGGCUGGCGGUGCCCAUGGUCUUCGGCUUUGUCGCUUACUGGCACGAGAGCACGGGGUUCCUGACUCGGCCGGCCUGGUAUGCCUGGGGAUUCCUGAAUGCCUUCGGCGUAACUGCGGAGAAAGCCUUGGCCACCACCGUGGGAAGGCAGUUGGCCAAGGGCGAGGCAGAUGGGAGUUGGCUCGCUUGCAUACUGGUCUUCCUGGGAAAGGGUGUAGGCCCUAUUUUUCUGAUUCUGGUGAACGUCCCGGCCAUCUUUUACGAGAACUCCUGGAAAUUUUACAUGAGCUUUUUCAACCGAGGCUGGGAGACAGUAGUUCUGUUGUGGACACUAGUCCUCACCUUCGGCUGCACGGCCGUGCUGGUGGAUGCUUUCCGGGAAGAGGAGACGACGCCCCAGCGUGCUCCACUCACAUCUGCACGGAGGGUUCCCGAAGAUCUCGCCGAGCUCGCGCCUGGUCAGCAGAAAGGUUCGCACAUGCUUCUCGCCACCUACGAAUCCACGGCAUGCUGCCUUUGGGAUGUGCGCUCGCCACGCCAGCCACUGUUCUCCUGCUAUGCAGGAGAUCCUCAGAGUCCAGCCAUCUGCUCUGCAGUGUUAUGGCGGAAGGCGUGGGUCGCCUGCGCUGGUGGCCGCAUCAGCCAAAUACGACUUCGCGCGGAUGGCCUCGAGGUUGCGCGAUCGGUGAGAGCCGCACCAACACCCUAUGGUCAGCCGCUGGAGCAGCCCGUGUACAAAGAUGACAAGCAAGGCGUCAACGCAUUUGCUGUCCGGCCCGACCUUCGUUUGGUGGCCGCCGCACGCUGGGAUCGACGCGUCGAGCUCUUUGAUGCCAAGACAGCCACUUCUCUCGGGCGCCUGGCAUGUCACGAUGGGGGUGUGCUUUGUGUUUCCUUCGACCGCCAGCGGGGUGCUCUCGCUGCAGGGGGCGAGGAUGGCCGAAUUGCAGUUUGGGGCCUUUUCAGCGAGACUUACGAGGGGCCUUUUUCGUCGGCAGCUGCACAGGUACUUGGGCAACAAAGCCAGGAAAAGCCUCCAGCCGAAGGCUGGCUCCUUCUGGUGGCAGCCGUGUGCUCCACCUCUGGUCAGACCACUGACGUGAGCACAAAGCCAUCCAAGAGCCGCCUUGGCGGCAGAAGGAGCAAGGUGGCGCAUGGCCGUGAUGGCGACCACACAACCUUUCGAUUUCUUGCCGUUUGUGAACUGCGCAUUUGA